Nycticebus coucang (slow loris) is the source of this 429-nucleotide messenger RNA. Its product is annotated as 60S ribosomal protein L32-like. The record is from RefSeq and is a predicted model, not a curated record. The transcript is spliced from 2 exons. NCBI's taxonomy places the organism in Eukaryota, Metazoa, Chordata, Mammalia, Primates, Lorisidae. Gene Ontology annotation, biological process: translation. Bases 1 to 429 code for a protein of 142 amino acids. Gene Ontology annotation, molecular function: structural constituent of ribosome. Gene Ontology annotation, cellular component: ribosome; cytosolic large ribosomal subunit.
AUGAGAGGUGGCCGCCAUCUCCUAUUCGGCAUCACGGCCCUUGUGAAGCUGAAGAUCGUCAAAAAGAGGACCAAGAAGUUUAUCCGGCAACAGUCAGACCGAUGUGUCAAAAUUAAGCGUAACUGGUGGAAACCCAGAGGUAUUGACAACAGGGUUUGGAGAAGAUUCAAGAGCCAGAUCUUGAUGGCCAACAUUGGUUACAGGUGCAACAAGAAAACAAAGCACAGGCUGCCCAGAGGUUUCCAGAAGUUCCUUGUCCACAACAUCAAGGAGCUGGAAGUGCUGCUGAUGUGCAACAAAUCUUACUGUGCUGAGAUUGCUCACAACGUUUCCUCCAAGAACUGCAAAGCUACUGCGGGAAGAGCAGCCCAGCUGGCCAUCCGAGUCUCCAAUCCCAAUGCCAGGCUGCGCAGCGAAGGAAAUGAAUAG